Aspergillus puulaauensis is the source of this 633-nucleotide messenger RNA. RefSeq lists its product as uncharacterized. NCBI's taxonomy places the organism in Eukaryota, Fungi, Ascomycota, Eurotiomycetes, Eurotiales, Aspergillaceae. The record is from RefSeq and is a predicted model, not a curated record. The transcript is spliced from 3 exons. Gene Ontology annotation, molecular function: mRNA binding. Gene Ontology annotation, cellular component: THO complex part of transcription export complex. Bases 1 to 633 code for a protein of 210 amino acids. Gene Ontology annotation, biological process: mRNA export from nucleus; positive regulation of DNA-templated transcription, elongation.
AUGACUCCAGCUGCUAUCAGAGAUAUCGUCUCCGACCCGUCCUUGCUGCCCGUGUUGAAUACCGCCGGCGAGACUCGGGAUCUUUGUCACAGGCUGCUGUCCCUGUUGGACCCGUCACUCACACCCGACCAGAUAUCCGAAUCGCCACAAACCGUCCAGAAGCACCUUUUCGCUCUUCUCGCCCAGCUCCGUGGUCAAAAUCGCGAUGCCAUCUUCCGAGUUCGAGACACCAAACAGGGCACCGCGGAGGCCCGGCAGGAGAUCGACCGGUUGCAUCUUCAGCUUCAGAACCUGUAUUACGAGCAGCGACACUUGACUGGAGAGAUUACUGCUUGCGAGUCUUACGAUCACAAGUACCGAUCGCUUCCUCUAAUACCAGAGGAAGAAUUCUUUGAACUACAUCCCGAGCACCGCGAGUCGAACGAGCAUGAACUGAUGGUUGCGCGAAUCAAUCACGAACAUGCAGAACGCGAAAAGCUUGAACAGGCUCGGCAAGAACUCCUCAAGCGCAAACAAGCGCUGAUUACCGAAAAUAACAAGCGGAAGGAAGAUUUGGCCAGCCUCGACCAGGAUCUCGAGAAGUUUAUUGAUGCUGCGAAACCAAUCCAGAAACUUUUCGAAAAGGAGUAUUAA